UACCAACGACUACAAUGAAGACGCUAAAAAUCAGUUCUAUGAUAGGCUGCAGUCAAUCGUCGAGAAGUGCCCAACAAAGGGCCUGACCAUUCUGAUGGGAGAUUUCAAUGCCAAAGUUGGAAUGGACAACACUGGAUAUGAAGACAUCAUGGGACAACACGGACUGGGAGACAGAAACGAAAAUGGUGAGAGAUUCGCAAACCUAUGUGCCUUCAAUAAACUGGUCAUAGGCGGUACCGUAUUCCCACAUAAACGCAUGCACAAAACCACAUGGAAUUCACUGGAUCACACCAUGCAAAACCAAAUCGACCAUAUUUGCAUCAACAAAACGUUCGGGAGGACGUGAAAACCAAGAGAGGAGCUGAUAUAGCCUCAGAUCAUCACUUGCUGGUCGCCAAGAUGAAAUUGAAACUCAAGAAGCACUGGACGAUGGGGCGGACAAUAUCACAAAAGUUCAAUACGGCCUUUCUUCAGGAUACUGACAAACUCAACAAAUUCAAGAUAGUUCUCAGCAACAAGUUCCAGGCCUUUCAUGAUCUACUCAAUGGAGAAGGAACUACUGUGGAGAGCAACUGGAAGGGGAUCAAAGAAGCAAUCACUUCAACAUGUCAUGAGGUUCUGGGCCACAAGAAGCACCAUCACAAGGAAUGGAUCACUGUUGAUACACUGGAUAAGAUUCAAGAAAGGAGGAACAAGAAAGCAGCAAUCAAUACCAGCCGAACAAGAGCAGAGAAAACCAAGGCACAAACUGAAUACGCAGAAGUAAACAAACAAGUGAAGAGGAGUAUCAGAACCGACAAACGUAAAUAUGUGGGAGAUUUAGCAACGACGGCGGAAAAGGCUGCAAGAGAAGGAAACACGAGACAAUUGUAUGACAUGACAAAGAAACUCCCUGGAAAUUAUCGUAAACCGGAGCGACCAGUGAAAAGCAAGGAAGGCAAAGUAAUCACCAACAUUGAAGAAUAACGAAACAGGUGGGUAGAACACUUCAAAGAACUCCUGAAUCGACCAGCCCCACUGAACCCACCCAACAUCGAAGCAGCACCCACGGACCUCACAAUCAAUGUUGGCCCACCAACAAUUGAAGAAAUCAGCAUGGCCAUCAGACAAAUCAAGAGUGGCAAAGCAGCAGGACCAAACAACAUUCCAGCAGAGGCACUGAAAGCAGACGUAGCAGCAAGUGCAAGGAUAUUCCACAUUCUUUUCAAUAAGAUUUGGGAUGAGGAACAAGUACCGAAAGACUGAAAAGAAGGACUUCUGAUCAAAAUACCAAAGAAAGGCGAUCUCAGCGAGUGUGAUAACUACAGGAGCAUCACUCUUCUCUCAAUACCGG
Messenger RNA from Schistosoma bovis, 1333 nucleotides. The record is from the annotation of a GenBank genome assembly. NCBI's taxonomy places the organism in Eukaryota, Metazoa, Platyhelminthes, Trematoda, Strigeidida, Schistosomatidae.